AUGUCGACCAUACAGGAACAGUCCUAUUCAGAGAACAGCGAUCGAGGAAAGUCGCGAGCGUCCAAAGCAUGUGCUCGCUGUCGAAUCAAGAAACAAAGAUGCUCUGGUGGUACACCGUGCAGCAACUGCAAACUUGCCGAUGCUUUAUGUCACUUCGGGAAUAUCAAGAGGACACAAAGAAAGAUGUUUCCUGAACACUAUGUGCGGGCAUUGGAGGCACAGCAACAUAAACUAGAGACUGCCGUACACACCAUGUACUACAGGCUGCUUGCUGCAAACGCAUGGCCCGGGCCGAAACUGAUCGAGCAUGGAGGCAACCCACUCGUCCACGAUGUACUCGCAGUGUUGGGUCUACUAGAGACCACACAAGAGGACAGAAGCCGCCACAGCUACAACCAACCCGAGCUCGGCUCUCCAGGCGGCGAUGAAUCUGUUGCGGAAAGCCCAGAGCAGCAGUACCAGGAACGUCGGAACUCGCUGCCUUCCCAACCCCACAGUGUCCACCACUCGCGCAACGAGUCCAACCAUUCCUUGCCAUUGGUGCCGGAAGAAGCUCGUUGGUUUGGAGGCAUCCCCGAGCUGUUAUCCAGAUCGGCCACCGGCGAACAUUCCUUGACAGCACCACGUCGGUUGGACUUUGUGCCACCAGCGGAUUCCUUGAGCAGAUCGAAUAUGCCAGCAGGAAGCACUCAACAACAAGCUCAAUCUUUGCCCUCAAGCUUCGGUCAACAACAGCUACUCCAAGCUGCUGGGAGCUCACAGAACGCUGUGCAACCAUCCACGAAUCUCGAAGCGAUGAACUGGGAACUCUUUGACAAGUCUACCGCGUGGUGGUAUGGGGACGAGGAGGAUACAGGACAACAGCAAGACCUACAGGACAACCGUAUCACAACAACGGAUGGCUCCUUGAAUCUGGAGGGUCCAUGUGAAUUGGACGGGCUGUGGCAAUCCACGCAAACAGAGGUCGAUCCGCAAGCGAUACCUCCUGACGAUGAGACCAAAAUGGAUAGAGAGCUCCCCGCACAUUUCUUCAGGAUUGGCUGGUGA
Messenger RNA from Aureobasidium uvarum, 1047 nucleotides. Lineage: Eukaryota; Fungi; Ascomycota; Dothideomycetes; Dothideales; Saccotheciaceae. The record is from the annotation of a GenBank genome assembly.